AUGCCCCUGCUUCCAUUAAUGGUCACUUUAAAGGAAGCCUUCACACCCCAAAAAUUGCAAAGCGAGGGCCAUAAGGGAUUACGAAUGGUUUUGGUCGUGUUUGUGGUUUCGUCGAUUUGCGGCAAUAUAACAUUAGCCCAACAAUGUGGAAUCAAAAGUGACUCUUAUUCUAUCUACCAGAAGAUGUUGAAGGGUCACACCUAUAAGACAUUCAAAACGUGGACCAAGUCAUUCGAUUGUAGAGACGCAUGCUCAUCUGACGUUAGAUGCCAGAGCUAUAAUUUCGUCUUCCUGAGAGACACAUGUGAGCUCAACAACAGAACCAAGCAGGCAAGACCGAACGACUUUGUAAUAGAUGUUGAAAGAUAUUACAUGGAGAGGAUAUCCAGAGGUGAGGAAAUAAUCUUGUGAAAUGCACACACUCAGCAUUAUUAUAUAUGAGCUAGCCGUACGGUGCAAAGUCCACCAAAUAGUAGUUUCGAGAGGUAAAAUAAACUCAAAAGAGUGAACAACAUGGUACGUAAAAGGGAAUGCAACUCACAAGCAUUGAAACCGGCUUAAGCCAAAUUUUAUACUGCCCAGUCACCGCUUACCAGUAGCCACCGUUGAAGUACUAAGUGCGUUCAUUGUUUGAGAGGUUAUCUGACAUAACUAUGUGCAAGAUAUCCCUGCGCUUAAAGAGUUCGUCAGUAAUGAAUCUAGCCCAAACGAUUAAAAGAACAAUUUUAUAUCAUAAGAGGUGAGUGAACAAUAAAAAAAUUGAAAUUUGCGGUUUAAAAGUCAAUUGUUUUCCUUCCGCAUUAUUUUCUCGUGAAGUCAAAACUCAUCGACUCCUAGGGUGAACAAAACUCACCAACUCCCAAAGGGGAAACAACAACUUGGACUUUCGACUCUCACGUGAUCAUGUCGUGUACCUUAAAAACCGCAGCUAAAUUAUCAAACGAAUUUUGAGUGGGAGGUAUAACAUAACACUGAAUGUCAAGCUGGCACUCUGGAUAUAGUGAGUUUUGUCUCUCCGAGACCCUCAAUGUUCCUCAAAGCGAAGACGAAGGGAAAUAAAACUGACUGUCUCUCGUGAGGCCAAUCAAAGUGCUUAUUAACUUUGUCUCAACGGCCGAGAUUCUUAUUUUGUGAACCAUAUUGACCUACAUUCGACAAUAGGAACCAAACAUGGUCAUUCGUAAGUCAUUAAUAUUAUUUCUCUGGUUAUAUUGUGAAACCAGUUUGAAAAAUUGUUCCUGAUCACAUAAAUUUACAUUUCCCCCUUUCAGUUUCCCUCGGCUCUAUUCCCGAGUUGCCCGCUGAUUCGUGCGCAGAGAUCAAGGCGAGCGAAGGAGAACAAGCGGUUAGUGGUAUUUAUUGGUUGGACGCAACCAGAACUGGGAAUUCAAUUCUUGCUCGCUGUGACAUGAAAACAGAGGGUAAGCAUAGUUUUUGCAUGGUCCAAUGGUCGUGAAAUAUAGUGAGUUAUACAGGGUGUGAGGGGGUGGGGGGGGUGGGUCGCCUCUUUACCAAGAGGAUUACGACAAAAGGAGCCGAAGAAAAAAUUGUACCAGUUGAGGGAAAUGUGUAGAAAAGUUAGCUUUUUGUGUCCUAGCUAGUUCCUAUCAGGCCCCAGCAGUAUGCAGGACGUUUGUCAUGCAUAAUCCUUGUGUGUAGCCCAACUCUCCAGCGAGUUCUGUGUAGCAUGGUGGUAGAGCAUCGGACCGCGAAAAAAGGUUUAAGGUUUGAAUCCUUCCAGCUGGAGUCCUCGAUCCCACGAUCAUGCCAAAUGGAUAACAUCAUUCUUUAUUUUACGAUCAGAGACGCGGGUAGAUAGAAUAUAUUUUGACAUAAGAGGUAUUUCAAGGGGAAGCCUAUUGUCGAAAAGAACUGUAUGAAAAGUGAGAAGUUUCCCGCGUUUUUUUCCUUCGGGGCGUGCCAACCCUAUACUUUUCCUAUUUUAGUUACUGUAGUUUUUACAAUAUAAAGAAAGAUAAAACGAUGACCCAUAAUUUCACCGUUGCAUAGUUGCUGACUACUGUAUCAAGCAUCUGUGUUUCAAUAAUGCGAGCUGUGUAAAUCAGCAUGUGAACUACACGUGCUGGUGCAAAAUUGGAUGGACUGGAAACUAUUGUGGAAAAGGUAAAUUCACGUACUAGGCGUUAAAGUUAUAAAAUGGUCCUAAACCCACAAUGUCUCUGUAAAACGGGGUUUUUGCAGGACUUUUGGAUCUAAACGUAAAUAAUAUUCAGUAAGAUUACAAUCAUGGCGAACCAAAUCCACCAAAAUUUCCUCUAGUCACAUCGUGGGAACACAAAACAAACAAUUUGUCACGGUCGGGGAGACCCCAUGCUUAACUGUAUUGCAGUUGCUUGCAUCUUUGAUUUUUGCCAUCUUCCAUCACCAUUUGGUAGGUCAGUUUCAGUAGGUCAGGAGAGAUCAAUGAGCAUUGCACAUAGACUCAAGUGCUCUUUAAGGCGGUAACAACAUUUGUCCAUGUAGUAGAAAUAGAACUGUCUAGUACGCGUACUUGAAAAUGAUAUUGUAGCUGUUUUGUGCAUUUUCUUUCUAAACAUCCAUGCAUCUUUGCCCGCAGAUACGAAUGAAUGUACAGAGAAAGCUAAUGCUUGCCCAGCUCAGCCAUCAUGUGUCAAUUCUAUUGGUUCAUACCGCUGUAAUUGUCCGUCUGGUUGGAGAGAUCGAGGUGCACACACCUGCAUCGAUGUUGACGAGUGCUUGGUGGGAUCUCACAGUUGUCCAUCAAAUUCACGGUGUUCUAAUACUCCAGGUUCCUACCGCUGCAUCUGUUUGGCAGGUUGGAGAAACCAAGGACCCAGCACUUGUGUUGAUAUUGACGAGUGUUCUGUUGGAUCACACAACUGUCCAUCAAACUCAAGAUGUUCCAACACAAUAGGCUCCUACCUUUGCCGUUGCAAAUCUGGUUUCACUCAACCCUACUCGAGAUCACGUUGUCAAGAUAUCAACGAAUGUACAACAGGAAGCCAUUCGUGUUCCUCCUACGGCAACGCCUAUUGUGUGAAUACUAUUGGCUCCUACUAUUGUCGCUGUAACCGCUGUUACUACAUGUCUGGACGCAGCUGUAAUCGUAAGUAAUAUAAUACAUUAAAGAUUUCUGCAUUUUAGCCUUCCAUACAACCAGUGAUAAGUUGCUUACUGAGUGGAGCACUGAAUUGGUAUCACAAGUGAUACGUUAAUUAAAACAAGUUGGUUAUGUCUUUCAGCUGUCACUACUGUUACUAAAAAAACUGUAUGUUUAUCAAUUUUUUUCCAAUAGCUGACUGUCGCCUCGACACCCAGUACUAUUACAUAAAGAGCUACACCUCUUAUAGAGACUAUUAUACCAACGGUUGCUGGCUUAUUCUAAGGUGCCGAAAAUACAGGUAG
Molecule: messenger RNA, 3387 nt
Organism: Pocillopora meandrina
Lineage: Eukaryota; Metazoa; Cnidaria; Anthozoa; Scleractinia; Pocilloporidae
Source: the annotation of a GenBank genome assembly